AUGCUGGGCACCCCGCUGCCAUACACUGUGCCAGUCUAUAACACCCGCUUGUUGGCCACGCGGACAAGUACAGCAGUGCCGCAGCGCGCGAGCGGACGCAUGCAAGCACGCCAUGCCACCACAGAGGAGCUAGCAGCUACCGACACAGACACGGACGUGCGGCAAGCGUUUCUGGAGUACAGAUACAGGGCGGCUGCGCCGGGCGGCAGCUUACUCAUCAGGCCCAUCACGGAGAAGCAGAUGCAGGACACCACCGAGCUCCUCACGCUCUCUUUCUCUGAAGCCAUGGGCUACAUGAAUGUCUACAGGACAUUCCUGAGGAGGCACAUCCAGCAGUAUCUGCAGCAGCAUGCGCACCUGCCGCCAAAGACAGUGGUGCUGGUGGCUCUGCUGAGCCCCUCAGGCCAGCUCACACUCAGUUCGGACACUCAACAGUCCAACAGCGGCGCUCUCCAGCGCCUGAACAGGACAGGGGGGGCGCAGUUCAUGUCCCUUGCUGACACGGCGGCUGAGAAGGAGCGAGCGAGCGUGCAUACCAACAUUGAAGAGCUCAUGCAGCGGCUGACUGCUGCGCGGCUGCCAGGGAACGAUGCAGACAGCCUGCCACCGUGCGAGGAUGCAGCUGAGCAAGACAGGGAUCGAGCGGGCUCAGGUGCGGAGGCAUCCUCCUCAGAGGAGGGAACUCUGGUGGGGACCGUGGAAGUGUCGGUGGCGGCCUCCACGCGCACUCGCUUCCUUACUCUGAAUGCUCCCGAGGAGUGCGCGUAUGUGUGCAAUAUGGCAGUGAACCCAGAGUACCGGCGAAGGGGCUAUGGGCUGCUGCUGCUGGAAGCUGCAGAGGAGAUUGCUCGGCUGGGAGGCCAGCGCGAUCUGUACCUGCACUUGAGGUUCCAGGACAAGCCAGCGCAGGCUUUGUACCAGCGAGCAGGCUAUAGCGUGUGCAAGCAGGACAACUUCCUGGUAUUGUUGUUGGGCCAGGACAGGCGAUACCUGAUGCACAAGCGGCUGACUCCAGGCCUCACGCCAGGAUCCGCUUGA
Molecule: messenger RNA, 1038 nt
Organism: Coccomyxa subellipsoidea C-169
Lineage: Eukaryota; Viridiplantae; Chlorophyta; Trebouxiophyceae; Coccomyxaceae
Product: acyl-CoA N-acyltransferase
Exons: 7
Coding region: 1-1038 (345 amino acids)
Molecular function (GO): acyltransferase activity, transferring groups other than amino-acyl groups
Source: RefSeq, a predicted model, not a curated record